AUGCAUGGUCGAGAUAGUAAAAUUUUGAGGGGACAUUUGUUGGAGGGCGGGGAAAGAGAGGAGACGGGGAGUAGAGAAGAAAGGGGUCGUUCUUUGGAAGGAGAGGAGAUGGGGGUUGAAGGAGAUGGGGAUAGGAGGAGGGUGAGUGACGAGGGAGAGAGGGGAGACAGGUUAUCAGGUGGAAUUUCCAGAGGGAAGGAAAGGAGGCGGUCUCCUGUAUUCCAAGAGGGGGGAAGGAGGCCGUUCCAGUCACCUCAGGAAGGGGAAAGGAGGAGUUUCCAGUCACCUCACGAAGAGGAUAGGAGGCUUGGAAGGGCGUGGAAUCCUGGAGAUUCAGGGGGAGGCGGGGUGUUUGAUCGAGGGCAAUGGGUGGGGCGGGGAGGAAGGGGCAGGGUAGAGAAGGAGGCAAGCAUGGGAGGGGGUUCAGGGCAACACGCAGGGAGGGAAGACAGGUGGAGGAUGAAGGGAAUGGAGGAGUGGGGUUAUAGCGGUAGUGGUAGUAGAGGCAGGGGAUUUGGACGGGGAGGGAGGGAUGGUGGUGUUAGUAAGAAUGAGCCGGCGUGGGAAGGCAGUUUGAUUGAAGGUACUACUGCCUUUCUCGAUGCUCCUCCUGGGUUCGGCCCUCCUGCUUUUAUUGCAGCUGCUUAUAAGAGGGCGUCAGGUGCAGAGGCCACACCACCAGAGGCAGGGGCAGGGAAGCUAGAAGGGGCAGCAGCAGCAGGUGUUGCGAGUGAACGUGGAGAAACAAUGUCGGGAGGGAAUAUUUGUGCAGCAGAGGGAGGAGGAGCACACAUGGGAAUAGAGAUGCAAGGAGGGACAAGUGGAGAGACGGGAGCAGGUAGGGGAGGAGCGAUGAGCGCAGGGGCGGGAGGAGAGGGGUAUGCGGUGGGGAUGGGUGCGGAGGAGUGCGAUGCGUGGUGCCUCUUGGAUGAGGCGCUGGGAGCCACAAGUGGGCCUUUUCCCUUCAGUCACGUUCAGCAGCAGUUUGCAGCAGGGGAGCUGCCGGAUCAUAUCCUGGCCUACCCGGAAGGCUCGGAUGCCGAGCCUAUCCCCCUGGCUCAGGUGCUGAAAGGGGAAGCUUCCGUGCUGCUUCACUUUGGAGUGUCCCUUCCCUCAGACUCCUUGCUUCCAGCAUCUCAGCAGCAACAGCCAGCAGUACGGCAGCAGGAAUUUGAGCAGCAGCAACAGCCGCAACAGCCAGAGCAGCAGAUGAUGAUGUCUAUUGUUUCUCGGGCAGGGACAGGAUUAGGAGCAAGAUCAGGACGAGAAGGACAAGCAGGGAGGGACGAUUUGAUUGCACAUCCUGCUGUCGUUGCUUCUGUUUCUGCUCCUGCUGCUGUUACCAGCACAAAUGUCGCUGUUGGAGAUGCAGUGAUCACCGGGGGUACAGGGGAGGACGGAAGAGGGGAGGAAGGCCAGAGGGAGGAUCUGAAGGAAAAGGAGGAGGAAGAGAGUGGGUUGUUUUGGACGUAUCUGGGGGAAGACAAAGCACCCAAGGGGCCAUUCUCCAUUGUGAUGCUGCGAUGGUGGCUGCAGUGUGGGCAUCUCAUGCCCACCCUCAUGCCUCUUGUCCCUCCUCCCCAGUUAUUUGAGGUCCCUGCUCCUUUUUCCCAACCUCCUUUUCUUCCUCCUCUCCAUCCGCUCCCGUCAUCCCUCCCCGUGCCGCGUCCCCCUCCUCUUCCGCACUCCCCUCCUCCUGCUCUCCCUCACUCCCCGCCUCACCACCUUUACUCACCCCCUCCCAUCCUCCCGCACUCCCCUCCACCGCUCUCCUCCGCGUUAAACCUACUGCAGUCCACAUCCCGAGGGUCAGAGUGGGGUAGGAGGGUUGCUGCUUUGGCAGAAGCCACCACUGCUAGACUGGUUGCCUCAGAGGGUCGAAGGUACAAGAAGCGCGAGGAAGAGCAAGCGCAAGAGAAAGAGCAGGAGAAAGGGCAAGAGGGUCAGCAUGAGCAGAGGGAACAGCAGCAGUUGCAGCAGCAGCAGAAGCAGCAGAAGCAGCAGCAUCUGGGAGGGGCUGAGGCUGAUUUUGAGACGUCAGGGCCUCCUGGGUUUGAGACGUCUAGAGAUUCGGUACCUCCGGGUUUUCAGCUGAGGAGAACAGAUGGGGACGGGCAGGGAGAAGGAAGGGAGGAGAGGAGCGAGGAGGGGCGAGUGAGAUGUGAGGAAAGAGAGGGGAGAGAGAGCGUGGAUGAGACAAGGUAUGUGGAGGAGGGAGGAAAAGCGAUGGUGACGGAGCAAGAGAAGAGAGUAGACUUGGAGUUAGGCAGGGUUCAGGAUAGCAGAGGGCAGAGAGACAGGAGGGAGGAGCGGCGAGUGAGAUGUGAGGAAAGAGAGGGGAGAGAAAGUGUGGAUGAGGCAAGGAAUGUGGAGGAGGCAAGGUAUGUGGAGGAGGAGGAGGGAGGAAGCGAGAUGGUGACGGAGCAAGAGAAGAGAAUAGACUUGGAGUUAGGCAGGGUUCAGGAUAGCAGAGGGCAGAGAGACAGGAGGGAGGAGGAGAGGCAUGGAGCAAAAGGGAGUGGAAAGGAAGGGGAAGGGGAUGGAGGAGGAAGAAGGGAUAGAGGGAAGCGAGAAAGUGGAGGAAAUGGGGAUGAGGAAGGAGAGGAGGAGCGGAGGGACUUCAAGUCUGCUCGUUGUGAAUCUAAUGAGGUAGUUGGAAGGGCGACAGAAGCAAGGGGUGUGUGUGAGGGGAGUGGGAGUGAGAGUGGUGGGAAAAUGGAUAAAGCUAAGGCAGGAACAGGGGGAGUGAGUGUGCCUGCAGCAGGGGUGAUUGUGACGGGAGGAAUUCUGACAGGGUUGCAGCUAUUGAUGGGAGGUGGGAAGGCGCCAGGAGGGGGGAUAGGGGGUGGUGGGGCGAAGGAGGAAGCAGUCGAAGCAGGAGGAGGAGGAAAAGGGGGCGAACGAAAAGGGGAUGGAGGAAGAAAAGAGGUGGCGGGAGAAGGAGGAGGAGGAGAAGAAGCAGUAGGAGGAAGAAGAAAAGGAGGUGCGGAGGAGCAGAAGGGGAGUGUGGGGUUGAGGGCAGGGGAAGGGAGAGCAGACAGGAAUGGUGUGGGGAGUGUUGCUGAGAGUGGUGGUGAGAGCGAGGGGGAUGAUAAGGUUGAGGGAGGUAGAGUGAGAGAGAAAGGUGGAGUAGGUGGGAUGGUAGGAGCGUUGGGUGGGGAAAGAGAGAAGGAUUUUGGUGAGAUGUUGCAGGAGGGAAAGAUGAAGGAGAGGUGGAUGAUAGGGAAAAGGGCAAAGGGUGAUGUUACAGACAGUUAUGGUGACCGUGCUGCUAUUGGUGGUGGUGGUGGUGGUGGUGAUGAUGAUGAUGAUGGUGGGAGGAAGGAGAGAGGGAAAGGAGAAAGGGGAGAUGUGAAAGAAGGGGAGCAGCAGGAUAGAGAGGAGAGGGAGACGGAGAAAGGGAGGGGAAGGAAGAGGGAAAGAGAGAGGGGAAGGGAGAGGGAAAGGGAGAGGGAGAGGGAGAGGGAAAGGGAGAGGCAGAAGGAGGGUGGGAGUGACAGUGGGUUGGAAGAUGUCCCACUUGCAAAGAGACUGAUUAUCAGGGAUUUGCACGGUGGCAUUGGUGUGACGGAUAUGGAUGAUGGCAGCCGAGGAUUGACUGGGGAUGGGGGGAGGGAGGAUGGUAGUAGGGAUGGGUUGAGUGAGGAGGAAGGAAGCGAGGGUGACAGGGGCGGAGGUGAAGCAAGUGCAGGCGAGAUGCACCCUCGCUUCCCCACUAGGGAUGAAGGAAGGGAGGGUGACAGGGGCGGAGGUAAAGCAAGUGCAGGCGAGAGGGGUGUGAGCUUGAGGAGCGCAGGUGUGAAAGGGAAAGAAGAUGGAACGACAGGGGAAGAUGAGGGGAUGGAGAUUGAGACUCCCCGACCCAUGCCCGCCCUCCAGACGUUGCUAAGUACCAGCAUACGCAAACCAAGAGCAGCUUUUGAGACAUCUCAGAAGGUGGUGGUGGUAAGUAGCAGCAGCGGCAAACCAAGAGCGGCUUUUGAAACGUGUCAGAAGGUGCUGUUGGUGACUGGCAGUAGUCGUGGUGGCGGGGUGUUGCUGAGGAAUAAGGGGGAAGAAGAGGAAGAAGAGGAGAAGGACGAGGAGGACGGAGACGGAGCAGAGGAGGAAUUUGCGGAGGAAGAGGAAGAAGAGGAGGAUGAGGGAGAGGAAGAGGAAAGCGAGGAGGAGGAGGAGGAAGAAGAAGAGGAAGGGGAGGAGAGUGAAACGGAGGAAGGGAUGCCUCUGGUCCUUCCCCCUUCCUCGCAGGCACUAAGCAGCGGCCAGUGGAAGGAGGUCUCGUUGUCUCUCAACCGCCCGCCUUCCGCUCACUCACAACAGCCCCCUCUCGCUCUAUCGCACCUCCCACAAGCACGCCCCCCUCUUCCUCUCCCUCCCUCGCACCUCCCACGUUCGACAUCCAUCCUCCGACACUCCUCCCCCUCCUUCACACCCUCGAUCCGCCUGGUCUCUUGGGCCAACACAGCUCACCGCCUCUCCUUCCGCUCUGCUCUCCAAACCGAAGCUGCAGCUUUGGCUGCGGAAGGGCUGGAUUCCGAGCCUAGGCAUGAAGCUCGGCCGGAGGUUCGGCACGUGGCUCGGCAGUCUGUGCAGGCUCCGGCCCUGCUUCCCGAGCCUAAUCUGCUUUUGGGGUGUCAGCAGGACGAACCGAAGCUGAGACAAAGAGAGGUAAACGUGCCUGGUGUAGGUCGUGGUUUAAUGUGUGUUGAGAAGGAACGAGGCGAAGUGGAUGGGACAGCUGCGGCGAUUCAGAAGCCCUUGAAGGAGCGUGGUUGUGGUAGAGGUGUUGCAUCUGACAGGAAUGCAGCAAAGCAAGGCUUGGGUAGGGAUCUAAGGCAUGGGGAAUCUAAGCAGGAAGCUGUUGCCAAUCGCAACAGAAAGCUGGGGGUAGUGAGUGCUGCGGUUGCUGUUGCACUGGGGCAGAGGGAAAGCGCAGGAGGGAGGGCGAAAGGGUCAUGUGAUGGGGCAGGAGUGAGGGAGAAGGUAAGAGGUGGAUUGUUUGGAGGUAUUGGGGAGGGAAGGGAAGAGGAGGAUGAGGAUGAGGAGCUAAGGGUGAGUCCUUCAGGAAAGGUUGAGAAAGACAGGGGGGAGGAGAAGAAGGAGAUGAAAGAGGAGGAAGAGGAGGAGGAGGAGGAGAGGAAAGAGGAGGAAGUUGAGGAAGACGAGGAGGAGGAUGGGGAGGAGCGAAAGGCAAGUGCAGUUGGAGGUAGGAAGGUGGGAGGGGAGAAGAGGGAGGAGGAAGGAGGGGAGAAAAGGAAGAAAGAGGGAGGGCAGAAAAGCGAGAAGGAAGGAGGGAAGAAAAGAGAGGUAGCGGGCGAGGAGAAAGAAGAGAAAGUGGGAGGAAAAAUCAGGGAGGACAAAGGGGGUGAGAAGAAGCGCUCUGACUCGAAUAAAACCGCCGCUUUGUUAAGUGCUCAAAAAGGGUCAGAUGCGAAAGCUAGGAAGGUCGGAGUGUACAAGGGUAGCUAUUUGGACUGGGGCGUGGGGGCAAGCGGAAGUAGGGAAAUGGGUACUAAAACGGUAAGUGGGGAUGGCCUGGCUAGUGGUGGUGUGGGGAUGGGUGGUCGGGGGAUGGGUCACGUUGGUGUGGUUGGGGAGAGAAGUGCAGGGGCUGCUGCUAUGGUGAAGGUGCAGGGUGAUGGGAAGAGCUUUGAGGCGCCUCGUGAGAGAACGGCAGGGGCUGCUGCUCUGGUGAAGGUGCGGGGUGAGGGGAAGAGUGCUUUUAUGGCAGCUUUUGAACAGCGGUUGCAGGCGGAGUUUACUGCGAUGCGAAGCGGUGGGGUAGGGUUGGGGAUGCAGGGGAGGGUGGGACAUGAGGCGGGUCUCGAGCAGGACAGAAUCAAGGCAGAAUACGGGGGAGGGAAAUGCAAGAGGGAAGAGGAUGGGAAAGGAGGGGAGAAGCGAGAGGAGGGAGGAGAGGAGAGACGGAAAGGAGGAGUGGAGAGCGGUGGGAUGGGAAGAUGGGGUCCUUCUUAUUAUCACAUGGAACAAAGUGCUUAUAGGAACGGUGCGGGUGCAGAGAGGGGUGUGAUUGUAGGGAGGGGCAAGGAGGAGGGGAAAGGCGAGCAAAUGGAGAAGCGGGAGCAAAUGUCAGAAAGUGGGAGAGGUGGGGAACUACAGUCAGGUGUCGCGACACACAGGAAGGACGAUUGGCGUGAGGAGUGGGUGAGAAGGAAGAUGAGACAGACACAGAUGGAGGUGGAAAAGGAGCGGGAGAGGGAGAGAGAACGAGAGAAGAGGAGAGCGAGGGACGGAGGAGGUGAGGAGAAGGGAAAGCAUAGGAGGAGGAAGGAGAAGAAGAGAAGCAAGAGUAGGCGGUUCGCAGAAUGGUCGUCUGAUGAGUGGAUGGGAGCAGAUGAGGGAGAGGAGAGGGGAGAGGAAGGGAGGUCCGGUGCAGGUUUAUCUGCUAAGAGAGAGGGCGAUUGGGAGGGGGAGAGAGAGCAGGAGAGAGAGCAGGAGGAGGGGAGUGAGAGUGAUUCAAGAGGAGAGAGUAGGGGGAGGAGGAAAUGGAAGAAGAAGAAGAAAAGAAGGAAGGGUGACGGGGAAGAGGGGGGUGGUAGUGGGAGCGAAGAAAGAGAAAGAGACAAAGAGGAGAAGGGCGAAGCCAGCUGGCGCGUUCCUAUUGGCACGGAGCGCCAGCUCAUGCGAUACCUUCAGAAAGCUUCAGCUGGUCCAAUCCACGGUUUAGAAGCUGGUUCUGCUUCUGCUGCUGCGUUUAGAAAAUCGAAGUCUUCUGAAUCGGUUCCGAUCCCACAUGCAGCUGGAGCGAGGAGAAAGAAAAAGUCUGCUGGUGUACAUUCAGGUGGAGCGAGGACAGAGAGGCAGCUUAUUCUGGCUACCAGGCAGGUGGAGGAGCAAUCGGGUGGGCUGUUGGGUCAAGGGAGUGGGGAGGAGGAGGAUGAGGUGGAGAGGGAGGAGGAAGAGGCGGAACAGGAGGAGGAAGAUUAUGCGAUGAGGGAUGAGGGUGAUGUGAAGAGAGAGGAAGGAGUUGGUUUUGAGAGGGAGCUGGAGGGGAGGGUUUCUGCGCUCAGUGAUGGUCAUGGGGAGGGUGCGGGAAUGCAUUGGGGAAUGGAGGACGAAGAGGAAGAGGAGGAGAGGAGGAAAAUGCGGAAGAAACAGAAGCUUGAUGAGGGGGGCUGGGAGGAGAGGCAGGAGAGGAAGGAGCGGAGGGAGCAGGAGAAGAGGGAGAAGAGGGAGAAGAGGGAGAAGAAAGAGAAGGAGAAGAAGGAAAGGGAGAGGAAGCGGAGGGAGAGGUCGACAUGUGCGCGCGUGGAGUGGGGCGGAUGGGAGUGGAGAGAGCACGUGAAGCAAGCAGCGCAGAGAGAGGCACUAAAGCAGCGCGCCGAGGCGUACUAUAAAGGGGAUAGAGGCGAGGGCGCGGGAGAAUGGGAAGCAGACGGCUCAGGGCCGGGCGCAGGAGCGUCCAUGCGCACUCCUCGCAUGCUCUCCCGGGCUAAUCUUUCCCAAGCCAACCUCCCUGGUUCCUCUUCCCGCCUCCCUCUGUUUGCCUCUGGUGGGGGUGGUGGAGUGGGGUCGCUAGGAGGAGGAGGAGCAGCAGCAGGGGAGGAAGCAUGGGAGGGGAUGGGCGCAGGCACUAGCAUGGGGAGUGGUUCUCUUACUCUAAUAGGCAGUGCCCGGAGCAGCAGGGCGCUGCUGAGGCAGCUAGCGGUGGGUUCAGAGGGGUUGGAAGGGGUGAGGUUCAAGCAGCUGAAGGGGAGGAAGAAGAACCUGAAGCUGGUGCGGAGUCGGAUACACGGAUGGGGGCUGCUGUCCCUGGAGCGGAUCGAAGCAGGGGAUUUCAUCAUCGAGUAUACCGGGACGAUUAUCCGGCGAUCGGUGAGUGCUGGGAUGAUCGGUGAGUGCUGGGAUGAUCGGUGGACGCCACUCGCAGCGGCGGCCUCGCUCGUUUCAUCAGCCAUUCAAAGCUUCCCCUGCCCACUCCCCUGCUUUGCGUUAUCCUGCUCUGCUCCCCACCCUUGCUCAUUUGCUCAGGUGGACGCCACUCGCAGCGGCGGCCUCGCUCGUUUCAUCAACCACUCAUGUGAUCCCAACUGUUACACCAAGGUGAUAGUAGCAGACGGGCAGAAGCACGUGGUGAUCUACUCCAAGAGGGUCAUUCAAGUGGGGGAGGAGCUCAGCUACGACUACAAGUUCCCCAUUGAGGACGACGCUAAGAUCCCCUGCCUCUGCUUGUCUAGAAAUUACGACUACAAGUUCCCCAUUGAGGACGAUGCCAAGAUCCUCUGCCUCUGCCUCUCCAGAAAAUGUUGA
Molecule: messenger RNA, 8271 nt
Organism: Closterium sp. Naga37s-1
Lineage: Eukaryota; Viridiplantae; Streptophyta; Zygnematophyceae; Desmidiales; Closteriaceae
Source: the annotation of a GenBank genome assembly